AUGCACUUCGCCUGGUGCUUGGUCCUGAUGUUCGGAGUGCCGGUGCGGGGCCUUCGGGAAGCCGCCGAGGCUUUCGAGGCCCGCGACAACAGCUCGCUAAUGGACCAUUGCUGUUGCAGAGACGCGCCUCAAGGCAUGCUCACCGUUCGCGAUUGUGCGGCUUACAAGAAAGAGCCUGAGAAGCCGUACUGGUGGCACGAAGGCAGGGAGGGAUCUGUCGACAGGUGCUGUUGGAUUGAAGGUGGACUCGGGUGCAGUGGCAAAAGCACCAAAGCCAGUGACAACUAUUGCGAUGGGUCAGGAGGAAAUGUCCAUCUUGACACCAGCAUCAAGCAGAGAGGACGAGACAACGGGGAUGUGUGCUGCUGCAAGCAUCAAGUCGAAAGGAAGGAUGCCUUGACGGACAAGUCUGAGACCGUUGUCAUGGAGCACGGAGAUUGUCAAAUGUUGAAGCAAAUACGAGCGGAUCGCCCUUUCUGGUGGCAUGCCGCAGAACCAGAUGGUCACCUUUGCUGCUGGACAAGUGGACAUAACUGCGUGCAUACCACAAGUGUUCUGUUCACUGUUCAUUACAACAACGGAGGUGACAGAAUCUCAGAUGAUUCAGACCGGGCGAGGCUUUGUCCUGAUGCAAAGUGGGCGCAAGAGGUGGAACCUCACGACAAGACCCUCGCAUGGAACUUCGCCGGAAUUGAGCUGGAAAGGGAGAUGCACAAUGCACUCGCAAAAGCCAUUUUCAAUACGGUGCUGGGGGGUGCUGCAGCAGGUUCGGGUGUAGAGCAUCUACAAGCGCUCGAUGCCGCAAACGGAAUGACUGCACCAGUUGGUUUUGCAAAGGCCGCUGGGGGCCCUGACCAAAAGAGAGUUCCCAUGUCCCCGACUGCACCAGUUCUUGCCCGGCAUUCUCAUCACCGAGGGCCCGGGAAGGGAACGUGGGUGAUCGCAAAAGCUGCUGGGCGCCUCUUUCGGGUUCCCGACGAUACCACAAACUGCAAGCGUUCAGACGAUCCAUAUUUGCACGUAAGUGCCGCUCCAGGCACCGAUGAGUAUCUCAUCGCAUGCGCAAUGCUGCGAGAAGACAUCAAAAGGGACUAUGAGUGGUUUGAGUUGCACUCGUUUGCCGAGGGUGGCAACGUGAUACGGGAUCCGGGCUGCCCCCGAGACUAUCUGAAGCCUGAAUUUCGGCACGGCUUUCGCAUAGGUGCCGAGAAGGGCACCGAUGACUACCGUGAGGCAUGUCAAAUGUUGCGGGGUGUUGUGCCGUUGAAGGCUGAGUGGAAGCACGACGAGUGGGACGCCACUAGCGGCCACUACGUUUGGGUCAUACGGCCCCCCUUGCCGUGA
Molecule: messenger RNA, 1344 nt
Organism: Symbiodinium sp. CCMP2456
Lineage: Eukaryota; Dinophyceae; Suessiales; Symbiodiniaceae
Source: the annotation of a GenBank genome assembly